Messenger RNA from Pseudozyma flocculosa PF-1, 3237 nucleotides. RefSeq lists its product as uncharacterized. Gene Ontology annotation, molecular function: serine-type endopeptidase activity; tripeptidyl-peptidase activity. Bases 1 to 3237 code for a protein of 1078 amino acids. NCBI's taxonomy places the organism in Eukaryota, Fungi, Basidiomycota, Ustilaginomycetes, Ustilaginales, Ustilaginaceae. Gene Ontology annotation, cellular component: cytosol; cell wall; membrane. The transcript has a single exon. Gene Ontology annotation, biological process: proteolysis. The record is from RefSeq and is a predicted model, not a curated record.
AUGAAGGUGUCUUCCCUCCUCCUGGCCGGCCCCCUGGCCAUGGCCACCAUCCUCGCCUCGGGCCCCACUGCCGCCCUCGCCGCCGACACGGCCGCCUCGCAGCGCAACGCCGGCCCCCUGCCGAUGCAGGGCGUGUCGCGCACCGCCGCCGAGAAGAACGCGCAGAUCAGCCGCCCCAAGGUCGCCCUCCAGCGCAGCACCGCGCCCUUUGUGCCGCGCUCGUACAUUGUCGAGCUCGACGCGUCGUCGGCGUCAAAGUCCAACGCCGGCAGCAAGCGCGCCGCCGCCGUCGACCACUUCCACGAGCACCUCGUGGCGCGCGGAAAGAAGGACAAGUACACGACGCGCUACGAGUGGAACGACCCGCAGCUCUUUGUCGGCAUGUCGGUCACCCUCGACUCGGACGACGACCUGCACGUCCUCCUCUCGGCGCCCAACGUCAAGUCGAUCCGCAGGAACACGCUCUACAGCCUGCCCGCCUUUGACCCCGUCCCCGCCAGCGACGACUUUGUCCGCACCUCGGUCGGCUCGCAGCCCGCCGCCAACGCCAAGCGCUCCCCCGCCUCCAAGGGCGAGGCCGGCGUCAAGGACACCUUCAGCCCGCACGUAAUGACCGGCGUCGACAAGCUCCACGCCGCCGGCUACUUUGGCGCCGGCCAGACCGUCGGCGUCAUCGACAGCGGCAUCGACUACACGCACCCCGCGCUCGGCGGCAAGCCCGGCAACCAGGCCUGCUUCGGCCCCGGCUGCAAGGUCAUCGGCGGACACGACUUUGUCGGCGACAAGUACAACGGCUCCAACACGCCCGUCGCCGACAACGACCCCUUUGCCGACUGCCCCGGCUCCGGCCAUGGCACCCACGUCGCCGGCACCAUUGCCGCCAACGACACGACGCUCGGCUUCACCGGUGUCGCCCCGCACGCCAACCUCCGCGCCUACCGCGUCUUUGGCUGCGGCGGCUCGGCCUCGGACGACGUCAUCAUCUCGGCGCUUCAGCGUGCCUACUUUGACGGCAACGACAUCCUCUCGCUCUCGAUCGGCGGACCCGGCGGCUGGCUCAACUCGGGCGGCGCCGCCGUCGCCAGCCGCAUCGUCGACCUCGGAACCCCCGUCGUCAUCGCCCAGGGCAACGACGGCGCGUACGGCACCUACUACUCGAGCGCGCCCGCCUCGGGCGGCGGCGUCGCUGCCAUCGGCUCGGUUCAGAACGUUCAGCUGACCGGCUACACCGCCAAGGUGUCCCCCACUGGCCUCGGCAAGGACGCCAUCACCUACCUUGUCGGAUCGCCCUUUACCUUUGCCUCGGGCGCCAAGCCCCAGCUCGAGGUGUACGCCACCAGCACCGACCCCGAGAUCAAGGACGACGGUUGCGCCCCGCUGCCCGACUCGACCCCGGACCUGUCCAACAAGGUCGUCGUCGUGGGCCGAGGCACCUGCCCCUUUGCCACCAAGUUCACCAACGUCGCCGCCAAGGGCGCCAAGUACGUCUUUAUCUACAACACGCCCGCCCCCGCCUCGGUCACCUACGUCAGCUCCCAGGUGCCCGGCCAGCAGGCCGCCUCGCUCACCCGCGAGGAUGGCCAGUUCCUCGUCAAGCAGUUUGCCGCCGGCAAGAAGGUCACGCUCGACUUUUCCGACCUGCAGUCCAACACUGAGCCCGACACGGCCUCGGGCGGCCUGAUGAGCAGCUUCUCGACCUACGGCCUCAGCAACGAGAACCGCCUGCUGCCCCAGAUCAGCGCGCCCGGCGGCAACAUCCUCUCGACCUGGCCCAUCAAGCUCGGCAAGUACACCAUCAUCUCGGGCACCUCGAUGGCCACUCCGUUCAUGUCUGGCUCGUUUGCCGUCUACCGCGCCGCCCACGGUGGCAAGACGUCGCCGCAGUCGCUCCUCUCCAUCUUUGGAUCGACGGGCGCGCCGCUGAGGCAGAGCAAGGCCGACUCGAGCGAGUACGAGACGCUCGUCAAGCAGGGAGGCGGCCUGACCCAGAGCUUCGACGCCUUCUACCAGGACAUCGAGUACUCGCCGCGCGCCAUCGAGCUCAACGACACGACCCACUUUGUCGGCUCGCACCAGAUCACGCUCAAGAACACGGGCAAGAAGCCGCGCACCUUUAGCCUCACCCACCAGGCCGUCGGCACCGCCAUCAGCAAGAAGGACGGCACCGACGUCUUUUUCAACGACGGCCCCGUCCCGCUCACCAGCCAGUACGCCAAGGUCGACAUCAGCAAGAAGAAGGUCACCGUCUCGCCCGGCGGAUCGACGACGUUCUCGGUCAAGGUGACGCCCCCCUCGGGCCUCGACGCCACCAAGCUGCCCAUCUACAGCGGCUACGUCGUCCUCACCCCGGCCGGCUCCGACUACACCGGCCUCCGCAUCCCCUACGGCGGCGUCGUCGGCGACCUCUCGUCGACCAAGAUCCUCGACGACAGCGCCGAGCUCUUUGGCGUCCAGCUGCCCUUUAUCGGCGACUCCAACACGGACCCCAUCACCGACGACUCGCACGUCUUUGACCUCUCGUCGACCGACGCCUCCAAGAACCCCAAGCUCUACCUCCGCUUCGUCUUUGGCACCCCCUCGUACCAGAUCGACGUCGUCCCCGCCAACACCACCUUCAAGCCUACCAUUGCCAUCAACGACUCGGGCUCCAAGCAGCGCAGGAAGCGCGCCAUCGACCUCGCCCUCGCCGGCGGCCACAAGGGCUUCAACGUCGUCCGCCGCCAGCACGCGCAGGUCGAGAGCAUCGAGGCCGCCGCCGACAGGAAGCAGAUCGCCGAGGAGCAGAGCCAGACGGCCGACGCCGCCGCCGCCGCCCCCGCCUCGGACGCCAACGCCAAGAAGGGCGGCAAGCCCGGCAAGCCCGAGAAGCCCGGCAAGCCCACCACGCCGGUCCCCGUGACGCCGCCGACCAAGGCCGGCGACAACUUUGCCGACGUCGGCAUCGUCGGCACCCUCUACCGCGAGCAGUGGAUCGGCCGCAACAGCGACACGGGCCUCGCCGACGACUACUCGUUUGUCGCCGUGCCCCUCACGCGCGACCUGGCGCUGCCCCAGGGCGGAAGCGUCACGCUGCCCGACGGCGAGUACCGCCUGCUGCUGCGCGCCCAGAAGGUCUUUACCCAGGGCACCAAGGAGGCCGACUACGAGAGCUACCUCUCGCACAAGUUCACCGUCAAGUCGGCCGCCCCCGCCGCCUCGACCUCGAGCUCGGCCGCCCCCAGCCCCACCCCCAACUAG